AGUUAUAUUUCCAUACAAUCAAAUUUCAAAUCUUUCUCUCUCUAUUCAUCGGAAAAUCAACCAAGCUACCAAAUUUACAAGAUGGGUCUUAUCAACUCCGGCGCCGGCACCUCCCGCACUCAAAAGUUCUACCUUCUCUGUAACUACGCCUUAAUAGGAGCAUCUUCCAGCUGUAUCUUCCUCACUCUCUCUCUUCGUCUAAUCCCCUCUCCGAUCGGAUUCCUUCUCAUCUUCCUCCACGUGUUAACCAUCGCCGGCGCCGUCUCCGGCUGUGCUGCUGCAUCAGGAUCCGGGCGGCGGUGGUACGGAGCCCAGAUGGUGGCGACAGUUGUGACAGCUAUAUUUCAAGGAUCGGUGGCUGUUUUGAGCUUCACAGUAACGGAUGAAUUCUUGGGGAGAUUGAAUUCAUAUGUUAGAGAAGAAGAGGGGAAAAUGAUUUUGAAAUUGGGAGGUGGACUUUGCUUUGGGAUCUUUUGUUUAGAGUGGAUUGUUUUGACUUUGGCCUUUUUCUUGAGUUAUCGUUCUUUUGUGGAAGGUGGGAAUGGGAAUAAUAUGAAUGGAUCUGCUAAGACUGCUCCGAUUAAGGAUGAUGAAUUGACUAAUUGGCCAUGGCCUUUUCAAGUUUAGGUUGUAAUUUAUAAGCACUUUCUCUCUAAGUGUUUUUUAUCAAUGUUUGUUUGUGGGUUUUCUUUAAUUAUGUUAUAUUAUUUGUAUUAAAUUGAUGGAUUGAUCUUUCAUUUUUU
Impatiens glandulifera is the source of this 743-nucleotide messenger RNA. RefSeq lists its product as uncharacterized. The transcript has a single exon. NCBI's taxonomy places the organism in Eukaryota, Viridiplantae, Streptophyta, Magnoliopsida, Ericales, Balsaminaceae. The coding region runs from base 82 to 627 and encodes 181 amino acids. The record is from RefSeq and is a predicted model, not a curated record.